Messenger RNA from Chelmon rostratus (copperband butterflyfish), 948 nucleotides. RefSeq lists its product as uncharacterized. The coding region runs from base 1 to 948 and encodes 315 amino acids. NCBI's taxonomy places the organism in Eukaryota, Metazoa, Chordata, Actinopteri, Chaetodontiformes, Chaetodontidae. Gene Ontology annotation, cellular component: membrane. The transcript has 10 exons. The record is from RefSeq and is a predicted model, not a curated record.
AUGGACCAGGCUAGAGGCAGCAGCAAUGGUGGUUAUGGACCUCGCCCUCCUCCGUACAGCCCCCACUACGAUGGACCCAGUUCUUACACAGGGAUGAGUUAUGAGGUCACUGUGUUGUUGUUGGUUUGGACGAGCCAGGUGGGGAAGGAGAACGUUGCAGUGGUCUCCCCUCCUGUCACCUACGACAACAUGGUCCACCCUGUGAACGUGGCAGCAGCCGGAGGCGAGCAGCAGUACGGCCAAGCUCCACCCGACUACUCCCAAGGCUUGGAGGAGAGCGCCUUCAGCGACGCAGCCAUACGAAGAGGUUUCAUAAGGAAAGUCUGCUUAACCUUGAUGCUUCAGCUGCUGGUGACUAUCGGGAUCAUCUGCACUUUUCUUUACUGGGACGCUCUCAGGGAAUGGACGUUGGACACUUACUGGUUCUCCUUCUCCAUGAUGGCGGUGGUGCUUGUGCUCAUCUUGGUCUUAUCCUGCUGUGGCAACCUCCGUCGUCAAGUCCCCCUCAAUUUCAUCGCCCUGGGCCUGUUUACUGUUGCAGAGGGCCUGAUGCUUGGCUCCGUGGCAGCGUACUUUGAAGCCGAAGCAGUUCUGUGGGCUGUGGGGGCAACGGCGCUGGUGUCCUUCUCCUUGACUCUGUUCGCUGUGCAGUCAAAGUGGGACUUCACCGCAGCGAGCGGGAGCCUGUGGGUGUUUGCCUGGACCCUCUUUUCGUUUGCAUUGCUUUGCGCAAUGCUCCGGUCGCAGUAUCUUUACAUCCUAUACGCCUCCCUGGGAACCUUGCUGUUUUCUUUAUAUUUGGUGUUUGAUAUCCAGCUCAUCCUGGGUGGGAAACACAGGAAGUAUGAAGUCUCUCCCGAGGAAUAUGUGUUUGCUGCUCUCAACCUCUAUUUGGACAUCGUCUUCCUGUUCCUCCUCCUGCUGCAGCUCAUCGGGCUGUGCCGCUAA